Molecule: messenger RNA, 726 nt
Organism: Blepharisma stoltei
Lineage: Eukaryota; Ciliophora; Heterotrichea; Heterotrichida; Blepharismidae
Source: the annotation of a GenBank genome assembly
AUGGAACUCCGACCAGAAACGUAACCUAGAUUUAGACACUACCUAUUUAAAAUUAUUAUGAUAGGAGACUCACACGUAGGAAAAUCAAGCCUACUCCUAAGGCAAUCAGAAAAAACAUAUAAAGAGAAUUAUUUAUCAACAAUCGGCUUAGAUUUUAAGCAAACAAGUGUAGAUAUCGAUAACUCCCUUGUACAGCUUCAAAUUGUAAAUUUCAAUUAGUGAGAUACUGCAGGGCAGGAAAGGUUUAGAACAAUAAAUAUAUUGAGUUCAAUUAUAAUUUAUCUAUAUAAAAUCAUAAAGAUCCAUCCAUAAAUAAAAAAGGCUAUGAAUUUUAGGCUGAAUAUAAUUUAUCUUAAUAUAAAUAAUUAUUAUAGAGGUGCGGAAGGAGCUAUCAUAGUUUUUGAUAAAAGUGAUAGGACAUCUUUUGAUAACGUCGACGAUUGAAUCAAUGAGCUAGAAAAAUAUGCAGUACAGAACCCUAUUAAAGUGCUAGUUGGGAAUAAAAGUGACAUAAAAAGUGACGUUGGGACUGAAGAAGGAAAGCUAAAAGCUGUUAAAUAUAAAAUGGAUUAUAUUGAAACGAGCGCGAAAGAAGACUAUCAGGUUGAAGCAUUAUUUCAAGUUCUUGCUUCGAGAUUGAUAUCUAAAGGAGCUCUAAGAAUUCCCAAAGGGAACAAAAUUAAGAAUGUAAAUGCAGUCAAGAAAAGAGGAUGCUGCAGAAGUUAA